AUUGGUUAGUGAGUGUAAAAGCAGAGAGCAAUCUCCUAGAGAAAGCCAAGGCUGCAAAUAUUAAGGAUACUAGUGGUUUUAGUACUUCUUUUUUUUUUUUAAACCUUGGGCACCCAGCUAAUAGUAGUGGGCCAAAUGAUACAGGCUCUGGUGUAGAGAAUUUGGGUUUGGAACCAACUAAUGCUGAUCAGUUCCCAUAA
This is a messenger RNA of Dentiscutata erythropus, 200 nucleotides long. The record is from the annotation of a GenBank genome assembly. NCBI's taxonomy places the organism in Eukaryota, Fungi, Glomeromycota, Glomeromycetes, Diversisporales, Gigasporaceae.